CACCGCGUGGUGAGUGGUCGCUGCUCGCGCUGCUCAGACGUAGCCUCCAAAUGUCGUUCCCUCCGUAACGCGACCGAAAGUUCGGUGGUAGUCGGACCGGCUCGAGUCGUUGCUUUAAAGUCUGUUGUUCUACUACGCUCAGCGAUGAAAAUUCUGAUCGCGCUUUCAUCGCCAAAAGUGCGUUGACUGCACAGGCGCGUGGUGCAGAUUAGAUGUAUUAUGGUGGUGUAAAUUGGUUGCAAUUGUAAAAGCUGUCUGGAGGUGAUAAACUCGAUCUUGCAGUUUAGAUUAUCUGCUCGUGUCGUUGGGUUUUACAAUCGAGGGCGUAUCGUGCAACUCUUUGAAACAAUGAUAUUGGGACGUGAGCUUUGCUGAUAAGAAAAAGAAGUAAUUAGUGAGGUUUAGAGCUAUGUCCGCUUCAAGCUUCAACCUGUAAAGUUGAACUUUUCCUAGAAAAGUGGGUUGAAACAUCGACAAGGAGAAGCUAAAGUAAUAAAGGUUUAUAUAUCGAGAUGAAAUUGUGAGGAUUCAGUGUUGGGCUUAUUGUAAACGGUGUGUCUGGAGUUCGGCGCUCACCGACAAACAUUCGUUAUAGAGAACGUUUCACGUGUGCAAACGGCCAUGACGUCAAAACUUCGAUGCGGACGACAGCCCGUCGCCGGUCGAUGCUCCUGACUGCGUGGCAUCGUUCAGAGGACCCUGGAUAAGCCGGAGGGCUCAUCUCGCGAACAAGUUAAACAUGACAAGACACGCCGUGCUCGUUUGGUGCCUGUGUUGGCUUCAGCAUUUCGGCUGUGCACUUAGUGCAGUUCACCGCGGGGAGGAUGGAAGCGGGCCGCGACUGGUGUUGGAACCACAGAGCGUGGUGCGCUUUUCGAGCGAGACGGGUGCCGUGCUGCCAUGUGCGGCGGAGGGACGUCCCGCUCCCGCUAUCACGUGGGAGAUGACUGACGGGAGCCCGGCCAACGACAUUCCCGGCGUCAGAGAGACCCGUCCGGACGGCUCGCUCGUGCUGCGCUCUUUCGGCUCUUCGCUGUUCAGGCCAGAGAUUCACUCGGCCACGUACCGUUGCGUGGCCUCCAACGCCCUGGGUCUGGUCAAAAGCCGCCUUGUCCGCGUCCGAGCAGUGCUGGCGGAGAAUUUCGUGCCCGUCGUGCAGGACGUGUAUGCCAUACGAGGUAACGCUGCCGUCCUGCGGUGCCACCUACCGGCUGCCGUGAAGGACUACAUCACGGUGGUGUCGUGGAUGCGCAGCGAUGGAGUGGUGGUAGGCAGCCGCGGCAACGCUGUACAGCAGGGUGCGGAAGGCCGUUAUGCUAUGCUGCCGACUGGUGAGUUGGUAGCACGAGACCUAGGGGCGACGGCCUCCGAAGCGUUCUACACCUACCGGUGCCAGGUGCGAAACGCGUUCACCGGCCAGACACGUCUCAGCGACACUGCGGGAAAGAUCGUCGCCACUGAGCCAGUGAGCGAUCUGGCACCUCGCAUGACAGAGACCCGGAGGCUGGUGCACGUGGUGCAGGGACAGGAGGCUGCGCUGCCAUGCAUUGCCCAGGGUCACCCACCCCCUGGGUAUUUCUGGUUUCGUGUCACCGACCGUGCACGGAAGGGUCCAACUACCGGUUCGGGCAUCGUCGGUGACGUCGUUGCCCUGAGGCCGUCGGACAGAGUGCUGCUUCGGUUCGGAGGGUCGGUACUGGCAUUACUUGCGGCCAGCGUCAAGGACGGCGGAAAGUAUGUCUGCCUUGCGAACAGCACGGCCGGCCAGGAGAAGGUCUACACGGACUUGCUCGUCUCCGCGCCACUAUCUGCUCGCAUCGAACCAGCCGUGCAAGUGGUGGACGCCGGAAGAAGCAUCAACGUCAGCUGCCACGUGUCCGGGCAGCCCGUGCUCGGCGUGUUGUGGGCUCACAACGGCCAGCCUCUCUUCGCCUUAUCUCCUGGCCGCGACGGAAUCGGAAGCGGCGAUGCACCCACGACUCCCACAGCGAGAGUGCAGCUUCUCUCCCGUGACUUGCUGCGCAUCGCCUCAGCAAAGCGCCAGGACAGCGGCAUGUACCAGUGUCUCGCGUUCAACGAGGACGAUUCAGCCCAAGGAAGCGCGGAAAUCGUCGUUCGAGAGGAUGCUCCCGUGCUCAACCACGUGUUCUCCGAGCUUCUAGCGGUGCCGGGCAGCACCGUGUCUCUAAGGUGCGCGGCAUCGGGGAACCCACUGCCGCAAGUGACCUGGGCGCUCGACGGGGACUCUGUGCCGGAGAGUUACAACGUGCGAGUGGGCGAUUACGUCAGCAGUGAACGCCUGGUGCACAGCUACGUGAACUUGACGGGUGUCCGGGUGGAAGACGGCGGCCUCUACGCCUGCGAGGCGCGCAACGCUGCUGGCCAGGCCUCGCACUCGGCGCGCCUAGUUGUGCCGGGGAGACCCGUGCUACGACGACCGAUGCGAAACGUCACGGCGCUCGCAGGUCGCACCAUGGUCCUGCACUGUCCCGUGGCCGGACAUCCCAUUCGCAGCGUUACUUGGAAGAAAGACGGCCGUUGGCUUCCACAGAACCACCGACAACGCAGUUUCCCGAACGGCACGCUGGUGGUGAACCAAGUGCAGCGCGGCCAGGACAGCGGCAUUUACGGAUGUGCGGCUACAGAUCCGGAAGGAAACAUGGCUGGGGGAGAGCUCACUGUGCGCGUAAUGACUCCCCCCGUGUUGAGCCCUUUCAACUUUCCGAACGACCUCACGGAGGGCAAGCGGGCCGGUGCCGCCUGCAUCGUGUCCGACGGGGACCCGCCCAUCUCCAUCGGAUGGCUCAAAGACGGCCGGCCUCUGGACGAGACGGCUCUUGGCGCAACCGUGUCCCGAACCAAUGACUACACGUCGUUCCUGUCCAUCACUGCUGUUCGCCAGGAGAUGCACUCGGGCCUCUACACUUGCGUCGCCUCCAAUCCGGCCGCAUCAGCCAAUCGCAGUGCGACGAUGGUCGUUCGAGUGGGGCCCCGGUGGCGUCAUCGGCCAGAGGACAAGGCGGCGACCAUGGGCCAGCCAGUGUCGUUCGACUGCCAGGCGGACGGGUUUCCCGUGCCCGUAAUACGCUGGAAGAAGGAGCGCUUGUCGGAGGACGGCGGCCGCCAGUUUGCGACGAUCACCAGCAGCGCCCGCGUUCGGGUGCUGGAGAACGGCUCACUCGCCAUCGACGACGUCGAACGCUCGGACGCCGGUCGCUACCUGUGCCAGUCGCAGAACGGGGUGGGACCGGGCGUGUCGACCGUCGUCAAGCUCGACGUCCACGUGGCAGCACACUUUGCCGAGAAAUUCAGGGCAGUCACGGUGCGGCGUGGGGAUGCGGCCAGUCUGGAGUGCAGGGCUCAUGGCGACCCGUCCAUCAGUCUCAGCUGGACCAGGGACGGCCGCCGUUUUGACGCAGCUCAGGAGCCCAGGUACGCGGUCGAGGGGAAUACCGGCAGCUCCUGGUCGGAGUCCGUGCUGCGCAUCACCGGCGCGGACCGCCGGGACUCUUCGCUCUUUAUGUGCCGCGCGGAGAACGCUUAUGGUGCGGACGAUGCCAGCUUCCGGCUCAUCGUACAAGAACCCCCGGAUAAGGUCGAGGGUCUCGAGCCCACGCACAUAUCGAGCCGAACAGUGACUCUGGCCUGGUCGGCUCCAUACUCUGGCAACAGCCCGGUGUUAAAGUACCUGCUUGAACACAGGACAUUAUCUGGAACUUGGGCGCGUGAAACGGACGUCUCCACCACGCAUCCAACCGAGGCGCUAUCACAUGUCGUGGACGGGUUGCAACCCUCCACCAACUACGAAUUCAGAAUCCGAGCUGGCAAUGUCCUCGGACUGGGCGACUUCAGCGAUCCUAUCAUAGUGACCACCAAGCAAGAAGCUCCAGGCGGCAUUCCACAAGACAUCAAAGUGACGCCAGCUGGCUCUCGCAGCCUGCACGUGACGUGGAAGCCACCGCCCGAGGAAGUCAAAUACGGCGGAGUUCAAGGCUACUACGUGGGCUACCGCGUGUGGGGCAGCGGGCAGCCCUAUUUGUACAAGACUCUGGAGAGCGGCCUGCCUUCCUCUUCGCCGUCCCAAAAGCAACAGUGCCUCCUCGGCGAGCUCCGCCCUCGGACCCGCUACGGUAUCGUGGUGCAGGCUUUCAACGCUGAGGGUGCUGGGCCAUCGUCAGACGAAAUCGUCGCCUAUACACCGGACGUUGACCUUCCCGUUCCUCCACGACUAAAGCUGGUCUCAUCUACAUCUUCCUCGAUCCAACUCAGCUGGGUGGCACCGAAGAAUCAGCCUAUCGACGGCUACCUCUUGUUCUACAAAGGUGAACCAGGACUAGAAACCUCAAACGCCGUCGUUCAGGAGGCGCCCGAAUGGUCAUCCGUGCAAACUACAGCCGAGAGGUCAACGUACGUGUUUCGCGGCCUGAGCUGCGGUGGAAGUUACGUCUUCUACGCAUUGGCAUUCAACUCCGCAGGUCGAGGAGCCCGCAGCAAUGUCUUGCUGGCCAAGACCGACGGGUCAGUUCCAGUGGCUCCCGACUUACGAGACCUGGUUUCGGCGAGCCCGACUCGCGCUGUCCUGCGACUGGCCGCGUGGAAAAGCGGCGGCUGCCCAAUCACUUCGUUCACCGUGCUUCACAGGAGACAUUCCGCGCACGACCACUGGGACCCUCCGGUCACUGUGCAUGCGCCAGACGUGUCCGAGUUAUCCAAGCUGCCGCAGGAGCUGGUCAUCAGGCACCUGACACCGGCGACGCGAUACCAGCUGCUCGUCACGGCGCACAGCGAGGCCGGCUCAACACACGCCGAGUACGUGUUCGUCACGCCUACGCUCUCCGAAGGCGCCUUGUCAGCACCUCACUGGACGCAGGCGACUGAUCCGCAACGUCGAAUCGUCGAUGUCAUCGUGCCCGUUGUAUGCACUGUGCUGGUGACGCUGCUAGGCGCUGUCGUGGUGGGCUACGCCAUGUCCCGCAGACGCCUUUCAGCGCUUCGCAGACGCCGGUUGGUUUGGCGUCCAGGAGACGAGAUCUCUGCGUCUGACUUGGCCAGGAAGUCCGUCGAAGAGGUGCCCAUGUGCGCGUGCGAGAAGCCAGCACUGCAGGAGCAGCAGGACGUUUCGGCGUCUCGGUCCGAGCAGCUCUACUUGCCGUCGCCUUUCGGUCCCCGGAUGCUGCCGUGCCACUUCGCUGACGUCACCGAUGGAACACUCGUCGACGCGGGAACGCUAACUCGGUGCCUUCCGACCGUUCACGAAGACAUCGAGCUCGAUGCGGGGAACUGCGAAAAGCGGUCCGCGUAUGAUGUGCCUUUCGCGCCCAGAGAUUCAGUGCAAAAGCUAGCGGAACGUGACGACCUUCUUGCUUCGGCGGAGCGUCUGACUACGGCGAAACAAGAUUUCUCACUAGCGCAACGCACCAGUCAAGACCAAGGAAGCACUGAAUCCGAGCCGAGCAACUAGCCGUGAGGUUUUUAGCAAUCAGUAAAACCUCGUGGACCCACGUCCCGUGUCCCCUCUUUUUUACGCCAUGAGAAGCGGGGUCGUAUUUUUGACGACGAAGGUGUUCGGAUAAUAGUGGCCCAACUCGUGCGAAGUCUCCCGAGGGCAGCUCUUACUGGACCAAGUGUGACUGAAAAUAGGAAUCGUUCUGCCUCGACGUCGGAGCGUCCCGGCACGGUACUCGGCGUGCGGUGGCUCCACCUGUUGGGGAACGAAGAUGAAGGCAAGGUCGAUGUCGGUGGCGGAUGGGCUAAACCUACAAGAUGCCGCGGGAUCAUCUGGGAUUUGCGUUUUUUGCCUUGUACCUCGAAGACCCAUCCUCAAUCUCGUCUUUCCGGCACUCUCUCUGUGACGAGAAUUACGACCACAGUUCGAACAAAUUACAUGCGGUGUUUAUAAGAUUUCGUACAUAAACAUUUUGUUUAGCUUACAGA
Dermacentor andersoni is the source of this 5934-nucleotide messenger RNA. Its product is annotated as cell adhesion molecule Dscam1-like. Lineage: Eukaryota; Metazoa; Arthropoda; Arachnida; Ixodida; Ixodidae. The record is from RefSeq and is a predicted model, not a curated record. Gene Ontology annotation, biological process: cell-cell adhesion. Gene Ontology annotation, molecular function: protein binding.